AUGAAGGAUGCCAACCAAGUUCGGGAAGUCCAGUUUGAACCUCAUUUCCAAAGGAAAAAGAGAUUGGAAGGUCCAGCUACAACCCUGUCAAGUGACUUCACUAACCUGAAUAAGAUUAAUGAAGAUUACAUCCUGCUUGGUAAAAAUGACAAAUUUCAAGACAACAUUAAAUAUAAAUGUCGGCCUGUAAAACCUGUUAAUACGCAGGCUAGCAUUAAUGAAUAUAGCCAAACACAGAAGAGCCCCCAAGCAAAAUCACAAGCAGUUAACGAGUACAUCUUGCUUGGAAACAACUCAAAGUUUGCUAAUAAUGUUGUAUACAUGCCAAAGUCUUUCCCAGAAGUCGUGAUUGUAGAUGACAAAAACAAAGAAAAUGUUUCGAAUGAUGACGAUGACACUGCAAGUCAAAAAAAGAAAACCCAUGAAGAAAUGUGCUCGACAUCAUCUCCUGUAGAUGAUGAGUAUGUUCUUUUAGGUAACAAUGCUAAGUUCUCAGAUAAUAUUGUCUACAAGCCUAAAAUGUGGCGCGAGUUCAUCCCGGGCCAUGACAAAGGAAAAGAGAACGUGCCUGCAGAAGACACAAAAGAUUUUCCAGUUCAAGCUAAAAAACUUGAGCCAGCACCAGUUAUUGAUACUUCAAAAUUCCGUGAACCACCCCAGAAAUGGAAGAAGGCAGUUGAAAAAGCUGAUGAGUCAGAAAUCAUUAUCAAAAAGAAAAAAAAAUCUUCUGCAAUCCAAGAAGGAUCCAAAGAGGAACUGAGACUUCCUCUUGAUGAUCUGCCUUCUUGGAGUGAAGCAACUGAUGAAAAAAUUGCACAUGAGAAAGAAAGCAAAAAUGUUUUUAAAGAAGCAAAACAAGGAACCCCUUGCAGUGAAGAUGUAUCUGCAGGAAAAAGUGUUAAAUUUCAAUCUCCACCUCCAGCCCCUCGUCCAUCAAAAACAUCCAACAUUCAACAAAACAAUGAUCAGAAGUUACUUGCUUUACUCCAUAAAGCUGGAAUCCAACUACCUCCUCGUCCAACUGUGGAUCAAUCUGAAUAUCAGAAGAAUUUUACUUGGAAAAAACCUUUGCCAAAUUCUGGUACUGCUGCUGAAAAUAGGAAAUUAUUUCAAUCCGUUACAGUAUUUCAUACUGAUGCCUCAUACCAAGAUCCCAUUCCAAAAAUCACUGAAUAUCAGAGAAAUUUCAAACCCUGGAUACCUUUACCCACAAAACCAGCAUCACCAUCCGCAGCUGAUGAAAAGACAGUUGAACCUUCUGUACAUAAUGUGCAGAAGGAAGCCAAGCAUCAAGUAAGCAAACUGUCUAAACAUGAGCAAAUCUCAAAUGCAGAGCCGUCCAGUUGUUUUUCGCCUCAAGUGUGCAGUACAGACGAAGGCAAGGAGUCAAAAGAAGAUGGACCAGACAUUGGCAUGGUAGCUUCAGAAAUAUGUUCUGAUAAAAAGGCAGACAAUAGUAAGCAGGAAAAUAAUGUAAAAAGCACAAAAAGUUUUGAAUCUUUCAGUAAUCCACCAGAAAAGACCAGACCUCUAAAACAUCGAGAAAGUCAGUGCCACAACUCUGAGUAUCGAGCAAAUUUCAAGCCUCCGUCCAAGUAUGAUUACAUGAUAAAUGCAUGGGAUUCAGCGAGUUCUUUAAAUGAGAAUAUGUUACCUCUUGAAAGCGACAACUCAGGCAAAGGUGACUGGUACUCUGAGGUUUUAGACCUGCGUCGCAAGGCUGCUGAAUAUCGUCGUCGUGCACAAAACACACAUUUCUGUGCUGAUCACAUGGCUCAGCUGCUAUCAGAUGAGACUCAGCUCUGGGAACAUGCCAGCUCUGAUACACCAACUCCAACAGAAAAUUACUUAAAAUACAUAAGACCUGCUGGCAUCACUUACAAUAAAUAUUACCUGCAACCGCCUCUGACUGCUCAGUUGCUUAAUGAUACAGAGCCUGAACCUCAAAUGACACUGGAAGAUGUUGCCGAUGAUGCCGAUGUUGCCAGUGUCCAUUCUGAACCAGAAGCUGAUGCCAAAACUGAGGUUGUUCCAACAGAAUCUCUUCAGGAAAUUAAUGAUGAGGCAUCACUGCAAGCAGGUGAAGAUGCCAGAGAGUCUCUUAUGUCACCUGUAGGCCGUGUUCCCACGCCAGUACUCCAGGGAGAGAAUAUACAGCGUCAUCAUUUGGACAGAACAACCCCAACAAAAGGAGGCCUCCUCAUUUCAUCACCCAACACAAAGAAAAUAGAUUUGGAAAAUACUAGCGCUUUCAAUAAUGUCGAACCUGUUGAAGCAACUGAAUCGCAUCAUUAUUCUGCCUCUGAUGUUGAAAUGAAACCCAAACAUUGUGUAAAAACUUGUGUCCUCCCCUCAAAGAGCAAUAGCACACCCACAUUUGGUAAACCCAGCAAAGAUACUCACAUUCUGAGGGACCAGAAAAAUCUCUUGACUUUUACAAAUGCCCUUCCCAAAGAAUCUUUUGCGCAGACAUCACAACAAAUAUUGAAUAGAAACAUAAAUAAUGUGACAAUGAGAUCAGGUAAUAAACGGCCAAAAAAAUCUCAUCCAGCUGGAAUAAAUAUCAAUCAGCCAAUACCUGAAACAAUGACCUCAACAUAUACGGUGUCACCUGAGAGGACGUAUGCAGCCAAAUGCAAACCAAAAGAGAAAGAAGAUUUAAAUCAAGAUUUUCUCUCCCAAUCUUUGGAAUCUAACAGUUCUUUGGCAUCUGAAGUCUUAGAAAGAACACGCAAGAGGCUCAAUUUCUGGUGA
Acanthosepion pharaonis is the source of this 2754-nucleotide messenger RNA. The record is from the annotation of a GenBank genome assembly. NCBI's taxonomy places the organism in Eukaryota, Metazoa, Mollusca, Cephalopoda, Sepiida, Sepiidae.